AUGUUCAUGCAGCCAGCGCUCAUUACCACUGCCUUUACAGGCUUUUCAGAUGAAUUAAUCGCGUACUUGACACUAUUCUUUGAACCACUAGAUUUAUUACGGCUAUCUGAAGUUAAUUCUGUUUUCUAUGUGUUCUGUCAGGAGGAUCCACUUUGGAUGGGACAGUGUCUACGAUUACAUAAUGGAGAAUUUUCGUUUCAUCACAAUUGGAAACUUACGACCUUUUAUCCAAAGAACUCGCGACCACUGGAGUUACUGAACGACGUCUUUCGUCCUAUAGUCGUGAAAAACUUUGGCUCAGAUUUCCUCUACCGGCGUUGGUGUCGCUGUCACAUGAACCUCGGUGACACGUUUCUGCUGCUCAGUGAAGAACAGGAUCCCACCAUUCGUCAUCUACAAAAGAUUGACAUUCAAGACUUGACUUUCCAGGCCUUUUACGAGCAACAUUCAAGGAUGCCAUUCAUCAUUUGCAAUGCUAUUAGUGAGUGGAAGGCGUCUACAGAGUGGACAAUCGAGAAGCUGACUAAAAGGUUUCCAAGCAACGUCAAACAUCGCAUUACGCACAAUCUAGACAUCGUCUCUAGCAAUUCGACGAUGGAAAUGAGCUUUGCCGACUACUUCCAAUACGCCAAGAACCAGCACGAUGAGACGCCGCUGUAUAUCUUCGAUGCAAAAUUUGGAGAGAAGAUGCCUACGAUGCUUGAAGAUUACAGAAUCAACGACUUGAAAGUGUUUAAGGAAGAUUUCCUGAGCGUCCUUGUCAAUCCAGAGAAGGACGAGAAUAGCAAGAAGACACCAACCAAGGGCGUGAAAUUGGAAGCUGGAGGCAAAAAGGUGCGUAAGGACAAAAAGACAAAGCGUGCCACAGGGUCUACCCGACCUGAUUUCCGCUGGAUCGUCGCUGGACCUCAGCGUACCGGCGCUCCAUGGCAUCAGGAUCCUGCGAGAACAUCUGCUUGGAAUUCACUUGUCAAGGGGCGAAAGCGGUGGGCAAUCUAUCCUCCAAAUUCGCCACCACCAGGUGUAAGUGUCAGCAAGCACGGCGAGUAUCUCAAUAGUGGCUUGAACAUGCCGUCACUCAUGUGGUAUUUGCACGUGUACCCCACUCUCACGCCUGAUCAAAAGCCACUUGAAAUCAUUCAAGAAGAGGGUGAGACGAUUUACGUUCCCAGUGGCUGGUGGCAUCUCGUAUUAAACUUGGACUUUACGAUUGCAGUCACACAGAAUUUUGUGAAUUCGCACAAUGCAUUUAUGUUCAUGAAAGAUAUGCUCGACGAUGGACAAGGCGAAGCACUAACGGUGCUUCAACAUGAACUACGAGCUACAAGGCCAGAGACCUUUGACAUCUUUCGCCUAGCUCAGAUUCCUCGUGUGAAUGGGUACUUGAAUGAAGAGAUGUUUCAACAAUCGUUCCGUAUCUUAGAGUACUGGAAGCCUCAAUUGAAGAGAAUUCUGAAGCGCCACAAAGUGCUAGCUCUGCCAAAAACAACUGGAGCAGCCACGAAUGUCAUGAAGAAACUGAAGUACCCAAAGAUGAAGAGUCUCACCUCGCGCGUUAACCCGACAUUUGGGGUCGGAAAGCAUCUGCUAGUGAAGUUCUUCAGCCAGUACAACGAAAAUUGGGGCGAGAUCGACUUUGAGGCGUACAUGACUCUAAAUUAUGACUCGACCGACAGCGUUUUUGCAUCUCCGUCAAAGCGUCGUAAGCAAAACAUUUUGAGACCGUACGAACUGAAGAAUGCGAUGUCCUUACGAUAUGCAAUGGAGGAUUGUUUCCGCAUUGAGAGGACUGUUUACAGAAUGAUUGAAGCAGCAGCGGGCACAAUACCUUUCCAUCGAUCGCUCCACGCAAUGGUUCCUCACUUGCAUCACUCUGGGCAUCUUUUGUAUGUGGACGAGGUGGACGAUGAUGAAGGAGAAGGGCCAAUGUGGCGGUGGCCGUAUGUUGUCAUAGAGUACAAGAGCAACGAUGUAGGCCUAGACGUGAUCACGAAGAAGGGUGGCGCGACUCCUAAUAGUUGGAAUCAAGUGGCCGCCUGGAUCAGUCAGGACUUCCUGCCCAAUUUGCACUCGGUACCUAUCGCGCCAACAUUUCAAGGUGUUUACGGGCACAGCAAGGCUGAGUGGGACUGGUACAUCCAUUACAUGCUUCGCCAAAGAAAGCGUGCCGUUUCAUUCCACCUGAUGGAGAGUGACCUUCCUGCGCACUUGAUGAAGCUGCUUGAGACCUUUCUUCCUCCUGCAAACAGUGAUGCUAUCGUCUCACAACUGCUUCCAGUGAAAUCUUGGGAGAUAAAGCCUGUGCUGCUUCAUGGUGACUUGACAGACGAAAAUAUCCUUGGAUCCGAAGUUGGUGGUCAGUCAGACGGUGCGGUGAUGCCAAGCUUAGAGAAGGAACACCACACUUGCGAUAUAUCGUCAUUCCUGAAGUCUGUCGGGUGCGAAAAGUACAUUUCGCUGCUUGUAGAGCAGGAGGAACUGACUUUUGAGUCGCUGAGGUUACUAGAUGAAGCUCAUCUGAAGGAUCUGGGUAUUCCUUUGGGGCCUCGUCUUGCAAUUUUAAAUGGGAAGCAGCUCACUACCACCCAUGAUCGUAUUGCCGAUAGUGAAGAGGAUGGAAGCGAUUGCCGCAUUAAUACCGAGGAGGAAUGGGAGACCAGUAGCAGCAGUAGUAACGGUAGCUGUGAAAGCGAUAGUGAGAGUGACUUUACAACGCCUGUGGGGCUAGCAGCCAUCGAAGUGAAGCGCAAGAAAAAGUUUGUUGGGCCACAUGAGUGGGCUCCAACGUCCGUGAUCGACUUCGCAGACGCCAAAACAGGCGAUCCACUAUACGACCUCGUCGCCGUCUUUUUCGCUGCUUUGCACUGUGAUCGCGAGCUGUGGAAAGUGACGCUGGCAUCGGAAUACUGGCAACAGUACAUCCACCGCGAGAAGAUGGACCGUACGCCACAACGGCGUUGCCUUCGGGAGCGCUUCCUUCAGUUACUGCUAUUGCAUCCGAGCCAUUCUGUCAAGGGGCUAUUUCACUAUUUCCCUCAAGCAGCAAACUUCGCAAACUGGGAGGACCUCGCUCGCACACUUUUUCACGAUUUGUUUUAA
Molecule: messenger RNA, 3099 nt
Organism: Peronospora farinosa
Lineage: Eukaryota; Oomycota; Peronosporomycetes; Peronosporales; Peronosporaceae
Source: the annotation of a GenBank genome assembly